AUGUUUGAUGAUCCGACUAAAACACAAGUACCACAAGUACCACAAGAUCAAUCAACUCAAGUUUCCCAGGCCCAACCUACACAACUGAAACAGUCUGAAUUAUUUAUCGAAACCACUUCCAAUGCCGACGUUUUUCCUACUUCGGGUAGUGUUAUUAGAUUUAUAGAUUAUACAGUUUUUGUUUUAAUCGGAGCCAAAAAGCCUUUAGAUCAACUGACACAGACUACGUCCACGAUUUUGAAUAAAGAAAAGUGUACUUGUGCGAUACAUAAAUUACUGAACUGUGCAAAAAACAACGAUGAUGUUGAAUCAUGUUCCGAAUUGGUUGAGAUUAUUGCACGGUGUAGGAAAGCGUAUGGCCGUGAUAGUGUCUAA
Cinara cedri is the source of this 375-nucleotide messenger RNA. The record is from the annotation of a GenBank genome assembly. Lineage: Eukaryota; Metazoa; Arthropoda; Insecta; Hemiptera; Aphididae.